AUGGCGAGAAAGAAGACCAAACUGGCCUACAUAGCAAACGACGCCGCUCGCCGCAUUACGCUGAGAAAACGACGCCAUGGGCUUUUAAAGAAGGUUUAUGAGCUUUCCGUUCUCUGCAAUGUUCCAGCUUGCGCUAUCAUCUACUCUCCGCAAGAAACAGAGCCGGAGGUAUGGCCUUCAACGGGGGAGGCGGCAGAACUUCUGAACCGGUUCAACGCCACAGAAGGUUUGGGCAAGGAGAACAAUAUGAUGAACCAGGAGAAAUUUCUGUUGAAGCAAAUUGAGAAGUUGAGAGGGCAGGUCAGCCGAAUCAUGGCGGAUAAUGACGAUCUUGCAGGGGAAAUUCUGCUUCUUCAGUGCAUGGUUGGGCGUUCGGUGUGUGAUUUGGGAACGGAUGAGCUUGGAUUGGUUGGAAGGGCGGUAGGGAGAAGGAUUGAGGCUGUGGAAUCUCGGAUUUUGAUGCUUAGGAGCAAUGAGGUGGAGACGCAAACUUUGCCUCUGUUGCUUCCGGCGCCGGCAAUGGAUGAGGCGGCGGAAGCUCGGAUUUUGAUGCUUAGGAGCAGCGAGGUGGAGACUCAGGCUUUGCCUCUGUUGCUUCCGGCGCCGGCAAUGAAUGAGGCGGCGGAAGCUCGGAUUUUGAUGCUUAGGAGCAGCGAGGUGGAGACUCAGGCUUUGCCUCCGUUGCUUCCGGCGCCGGCAUUGGAUGAAGCUAUGCAAGAUCGGAUUUUGAUGCUUAGGAGCAGUGAGGUGGAGACUCAGGCUUUGCCUCUGUUGCUUCCGGCGCCGGCAAUGGAGGAGACGGUGGUCGGCGGCGUGGAUGGUUGGACGGACGGCGUGUUUGGGUGGGACGACGGGUUGUUUUCUGGUUGUUCGAAUUUAUUUCAGCCGGAUUUAGGAGUUUGA
Molecule: messenger RNA, 903 nt
Organism: Dendrobium catenatum
Lineage: Eukaryota; Viridiplantae; Streptophyta; Magnoliopsida; Asparagales; Orchidaceae
Product: agamous-like MADS-box protein AGL80
Exons: 1
Coding region: 1-903 (300 amino acids)
Biological process (GO): positive regulation of transcription by RNA polymerase II
Molecular function (GO): RNA polymerase II cis-regulatory region sequence-specific DNA binding; protein dimerization activity; DNA-binding transcription factor activity, RNA polymerase II-specific
Source: RefSeq, a predicted model, not a curated record